Messenger RNA from Australozyma saopauloensis, 2436 nucleotides. RefSeq lists its product as uncharacterized. The record is from RefSeq and is a predicted model, not a curated record. The coding region runs from base 1 to 2436 and encodes 811 amino acids. The transcript has a single exon. Lineage: Eukaryota; Fungi; Ascomycota; Pichiomycetes; Serinales; Metschnikowiaceae.
AUGCAAUUGCCCACGCUUCCCAGCUGGAUGCGCCAUGGCCUGCCUGGCGUGGUGAGUUCGGACUCGCCGUUCCCGCCGUUGAAGCCCGAUAAACGGUACCGUGGAGUCUACGAGCGUGCUGGUUUCGAUGUCAACCUCGGUGGCAUGCAAAGAUCUUCCGAGAAUGGAUCUCCGGCGAUUUCUCAACAGGAAAGCUCCUCGCAUAGAUUCAACGGUAAAAAAGUCUCUCCGUCAGGCUCGCAUCACAGUCAUAGUAGUCGCUCGAGAGGCCGCACGCUGUCGGCGCUGCAGUUGAAGACACCAAUGUCUGCUCCGCUCAACUACUCUUCAUUCCAGGCGUCGCCGCAGUACAACAAUGAAAUACCGCCUCUGCAUUCGGCUCGCACGUUUGAACGGUCUGUCAGUAACCCGUACACUACCCAAACUCAGCAUAGACAAAACGAGGACUACGGUUAUACGCAGCAGGAAGACACGCGCUCCAAUCGUUCUUACGGAAGACAGCCUUCUUUGGGCGAGCUGGGCUCACACUCCGGCCAUCUGUCUAACAACGCGUCACAGCUCAACUAUGCUGCUGGAAACGAUCACUCCCAACAACUGUAUCAACCAUUUCAGCCAUUCCAACCCGCUCAAAAUGAAAAGAGCCUUCACAGCAUUUUAAAUGACAACACCAGCGCGCACCAAGAAGUGUCGAGCGAGAAAAACAAGAAACAUUUGAAGCUUGAUAUCCAAGACAGCAAUUUCUCCAUACACUCGGCUCUGCAAGUCAAUGACUCGAGCUCUUUGACGCACGAUAACUAUCCUUACAGCAAUGAUAGUAAUGCUGGAGGGCAUCUUGAGACAGAGUCCAGAAGCACUCGCGGCCACCGCCCCACUCUUAGUGACGCUAGUGCCGCAAGUGUGCAAACCUGCCAACUCAUGGAGUCUACGGCGCCUUACCCUGCCAAAGACUACGGCCAAUUGUACACGCCUUCAAGCGAAAAACAUUUGUCUUCAGAUCUCGCAGAUUUGAGACAGGAUGUUGAACACCAUAAGCGAGCCGAAUCUCGCUCCUCUGCAUCCGAACCAACCUCAUACCCACAUCACAAUCAAGUGAUGUAUCCAGACCAUAUGGCCGAAAACCCGUACAACUCCCAUUCAUACACCCACGGGAACCCAUCUGCCCACUUUAACAUGUCUGUUGAUGAAGCUGGAAGCUCACACGAGGACUUGUCUUUCAAAAGUAACGUGCGCCAUUCUGACGAAACCGUCAACACCACUGUUGAAGAUAUUCCUAACAUGCUCAAUGUAUACCCCGAGAAGAACAAUAGAACCGACGCUCGGCUUUCAACCAUCAGUUCCAUAUUGUCUAGAAGAGACCAAGACAGCCGAGGUGAGGACGAGGAGAUCGAGCGCGAAUUGGAAAGACAGCUCGAAGACUUGAAAACAGGUAGCAAUACCAGUCUGGACUUUGGAGGAAGAAUCAAUGAUUCAUUCAUUACUGCAUCAGAGGUCCCUGUCAAUCCCGGUUUCUUCGCCCCAGCAAUUUACAUCAAUGAUACUCCCUCUGUCCAUUCAACAGGUGAACUGCUCGAUGAAAGCUUAGACAAGCGUUCGUUUCAUGAAGCCGUGACUCCUCUCUUUUCGCGUGCUGAUAAUCCCAAGUUUGAUGACCUCAAAGAGCCAUUGACACCAAAUUUAGACCGCACUUACACCGAAGAUUGUGAUACUCCAGAGACCAUUAAGCCAUUGAGUCCAAAGGCACAUCAUAUUGCUCUGGAGCUCCAGAAUCUCAGAAUAAGCAGUCAAGUUGUAGAAGACUCGAAGCUCGAGGAGCCUCAGCAAUUAAUCUCAGAGGAUGAGAUUCUUGCUGCCAACACUACCCCUGCCGAAUUCGAUGCCUUUCCUCGUUCGGUGUUCGACCCAUCCGUUCCUUCCUUCAGAACGAAAAGUAUGGCAAGAACAUCGCCAGGGACUGGACCGUGCCGCUCAUGUCACACAGAAGUUGAAAAAGGGGCCAAGGGAUCACAAAAAGCAAUUUUUUCUCGUAGCGGUGAGUUGAGUGGUCAAUGGCAUCGUGGCUGCUUCCACUGCCUGUAUGACAACUGUGGAAUAGUAUUCAACAAGCAGAUCACACCAUACGUUCUUCUCGAUAACCCAUUCUGCCAUCACCACUAUCAUUCGCUUAAUGACACACUCUGUGGUUCAUGUAAUCGUGGAAUUGAGGGCGAAUGUAUUGAGAAUGAGUUAAAACAGAAGUGGCAUCCAGACUGUCUCAAAUGUGCUAAAUGCUUGAGCAAUAUCUCAGAGGACUACUAUUGUGUUAACAAUGAUAUAUUCUGUGAGGCAGAUGCAAUUGCAAUUAUUGAACAACGUAACAAGCUUGGAUUGCUGACCUCAGACAGGGUUGAAAAAAGAAGAACCAGAUUGAUGUACUUGGACCAGGGCCCAAGUUUCUAG